Myotis daubentonii (Daubenton's bat) is the source of this 988-nucleotide messenger RNA. RefSeq names its product proteasome 20S subunit alpha 2 (gene PSMA2). NCBI's taxonomy places the organism in Eukaryota, Metazoa, Chordata, Mammalia, Chiroptera, Vespertilionidae. The record is from RefSeq and is a predicted model, not a curated record. Gene Ontology annotation, cellular component: proteasome core complex, alpha-subunit complex; proteasome core complex. Gene Ontology annotation, biological process: ubiquitin-dependent protein catabolic process.
GCGCCUGGGGGGGGGGGGGGGAAAUGAAAGGAAGCCGGACGUAGUGCGCAGGUGCGAGAACGUGCUUUGGCUCUCCGGGCGAAGAUGGCGGAGCGCGGCUACAGCUUUUCGUUGACUACUUUCAGCCCAUCUGGUAAACUUGUUCAGAUUGAAUAUGCUUUGGCGGCUGUAGCUGGAGGAGCCCCUUCCGUGGGCAUUAAAGCUGCAAAUGGUGUGGUAUUAGCAACGGAGAAGAAACAGAAAUCCAUUCUGUAUGAUGAGCGAAGUGUACACAAAGUGGAGCCAAUUACCAAACAUAUAGGCUUGGUAUAUAGUGGCAUGGGCCCAGAUUACAGAGUGCUUGUACACAGAGCUCGAAAACUAGCUCAGCAAUAUUAUCUUGUUUACCAAGAACCCAUUCCCACAGCUCAGCUGGUACAGAGAGUAGCUUCUGUGAUGCAAGAAUAUACCCAAUCAGGUGGUGUUCGUCCAUUUGGAGUUUCUUUACUAAUUUGUGGUUGGAAUGAGGGGCGACCAUAUUUAUUUCAGUCAGAUCCAUCAGGAGCUUACUUUGCCUGGAAAGCCACAGCGAUGGGAAAGAACUAUGUGAAUGGAAAAACUUUUCUUGAGAAAAGAUAUAAUGAAGAUCUAGAACUUGAAGAUGCCAUUCAUACAGCCAUAUUAACCCUAAAGGAAAGCUUUGAAGGGCAGAUGACAGAAGAUAACAUAGAAGUUGGAAUCUGCAAUGAAGCUGGAUUUAGGAGGCUUACUCCAACUGAAGUUAAGGAUUACUUGGCUGCCAUAGCAUAAUGAAGUGACUGAAAAUCUGGAAUUGCAGAUAAUCUCUAUACUUAAACAUGUUUAAAGUAUGUUUUGUUUUGCAAAUUUUUGCAUACUUAUUUCUACAUGAUUUAAUGGAUCAGUGUUUUUAAAAUGAUACUUAUAACUCAUAAUAAACUGUUAAAUCCAACUUUCAGAUUUUUAGGAGUUAGUAAAAUUUUAAAAGUUA